CUACAAAAAACGGUAGAAAAAAGUCCCUAGCAGACUCUUUUCUCUCUUUGUGAAGAAGUGGAGCGGCAGCAGAGGGAAAUCUCACGCAUUAGAUAACUCGUUGGAACUUUAAUAUACUCUGAAGAUAAAUCAUAACAGCUGCUCUCUGAGAGAAGAAACAAGUAACUCUUUGUCUAAGUCCGGAGCAGAGCGCAUGAUGCGGAGGUGAGAAGGUGAAGCCAGUGAUGAACCUAUCGUCCUCAGAGCAGGGGGAAGCGUGUGCGCGUGUCCUGCAGGGCCUGUGGGUGCGUGUGAGAGCUGGACAGGAGGAUAUCCUGCUCUCUCCGUACCUGCCCGCGUCCUGCGCCUUCCUCACGCACCUCCUCCUCUGCGCACCUUUCCUGGCGCUGGACACGCUGGGCGGCGUGUGUCGGCGGGUCCGCUCCUGGAGGAUCUCCGCGGGUUCGGGGCCGCCGCCGUCUGUCCGCCGGUGGUUCGGCUGUUUUUGGACCGUGCUGUACCGAUACCUGACCGCCAUCCUGCCCGCCACCGUGCUCUUCCAGACCCUCCGGAGCCCCGCGUUACCGGCGCUGGCCCCAUCCUGCUGGCAGCUCUUCGUGGAGGUCUGCGCGUGUAUUCUGCUGUUUGACUCGCUCUACUUCAUAUGGCACUUCACCAUGCACAGGUUUCCCUGGCUCUACCGCAACAUCCACCAGCUGCACCACCAGCACCGGGUGCCCUUUGCCCUGGCAGCCCAGGAUGCCAGCUCCACUGAGCUGCUGUCCCUGCUGCUGCUGGCUCUGAGCAGCGCCUGGAUGGUGGGCUGCCACCCUCUGAGCGAAAUCCUCUUUCACCUCCUCAACAGCUGGAUGGCAGUAGAAGACCACUGUGGCUACAAUCUGCCCUGGGCUCUGCACAGACUGCUGCCCUUUCUGGGAGGAGCCCCCUUCCACCACGCCCACCACAGCCGACACAAUGGCAACUACGCCCCCUACUUUACCCACUGGGACCACCUCUUUGGCACAUACAUUUCAUGAGUGGCGUAUACAUCCAGAGUGGUGUUACUGCUACAUGCAGCAGUUUGGGGCUUAAUGGCCAACAUGAAUUGAAGGAUUUCUUCUGUCGAUCUUUCUUUCCUGAUCAGAUGCUCACAUAAUCAUGGAUCUGUAAAGUUUUUACAUUUCAACAAACUUGCUCCCUAUAAAGAACUGUAUGCACUAUCUUUCCUUGAUAACUUCACGAUGUUUGUGGACCAAUCUAAUUUUCCCAAGCAGCGUGUGAUACACAAAGCGUGAAUGCUGACAAGGCGGAUGAACAUCUGGCUUGUUCCACAGCAAGUGAAUGCAGCUUGUGGUGAGAAGAUAAAGCGGCAACAUGAUCGAAUCAAGACAAUGAAGCUAUAAAAAAAAAUGAUUGAUCAAAUGAGCAACAUAUGUGCUUGUGUUUGGAUGGAUUAGUGGGCUUUCAUACUGUUUGUAUGGGCCAAGGCAGCUCAUAACUGACACAUUUGGAUAUAAAUCUUUAUUUUGUGCAAAAUGUAAGUAUUUCAGUGGAACUCUCAACAAUGUAAGACAAUAAAAAUAAAUAUAUAUUUAUAUACUAGA
Molecule: messenger RNA, 1583 nt
Organism: Pleuronectes platessa (European plaice)
Lineage: Eukaryota; Metazoa; Chordata; Actinopteri; Pleuronectiformes; Pleuronectidae
Gene: ch25hl3
Product: cholesterol 25-hydroxylase like 3
Exons: 2
Coding region: 225-1016 (263 amino acids)
Biological process (GO): sterol biosynthetic process; cholesterol metabolic process
Molecular function (GO): steroid hydroxylase activity; iron ion binding; C-4 methylsterol oxidase activity
Source: RefSeq, a predicted model, not a curated record